Bathycoccus prasinos is the source of this 1083-nucleotide messenger RNA. RefSeq lists its product with no specific name. NCBI's taxonomy places the organism in Eukaryota, Viridiplantae, Chlorophyta, Mamiellophyceae, Mamiellales, Bathycoccaceae. Gene Ontology annotation, biological process: pyrimidine nucleotide-sugar transmembrane transport. The transcript has a single exon. The record is from RefSeq and is a predicted model, not a curated record. The coding region runs from base 1 to 1083 and encodes 360 amino acids. Gene Ontology annotation, molecular function: pyrimidine nucleotide-sugar transmembrane transporter activity. Gene Ontology annotation, cellular component: Golgi membrane.
AUGGCGAAAUCAUCAUCCAUAAGCGGAAUGCGAAAACUGGUCGUCGCGGCCACGCUGACGGUCUUCACCUGUUCCCAAGGCUUACUCAUGGAAGCGUCAAAAGUACGGGGCAAAUAUCCGUACAAUUCCGCGGUCGUCCCGUUACUCUCGGAACUGGUGAAACUGAUCUUAUCGAUUUUACUGUUACGCAGAGCGAGAGCACGAGACCCGGCGGGAACGAUCAUGACCACAGACGUGAAGUCCGUGAUGUUGUUCCCGAUACCAUCGAUCAUAUACGUGAUGCAUAACAACGUGCAGUUUUACACGAUGGCGUACGUGGACGCGGCGACGUACCAGAUUUUAGGGAACUUGAAAAUCGUGACGACAGGUAUAUUGUUUCGGUUUGCCUUGGGGAGAUUGAUGACUCGGACGCAAUGGAUCGCGUUGUUGUUGUUAACGGUUGGCGCGACGGUGAGUCAAAUAUCCGGGUGCAAAGGGGAGACCUUGUCGGCGCCGAUGGCCGGGUACGCGUUAGGCGUUUUGAGCGCGUGUUUGAGCGCCACCGCGGGGGUGUAUACCGAGUUUUUGUUGAAGAAGAACAACGACAAUUUGUAUUGGCAGAACGUGCAGUUAUACGCGUUUGGGGUGGUGUUUAACGGUUUGAGGUUAACCUGGGACGAUUUCUUCGGCGAGAAUAGCGGAGGGAACUGGUUGUUCGAUUGUACGAACGGGUUUACCGCGAUCACGUGGUUAAUCGUGAUUAACUUUUCGUUUAGCGGAUUAUUCGUCUCGUGGUUGCAAAAGUUUGCGGACACGAUCGUUAAAGUCUACGCGACCAGUUCGGCGAUGUUGCUCACCGCUUUGUUGAGCGUUUCCUUCUUCGGAUUAGAGCCGAGCUUGCAAUUAUUUUUGGGCAUCACCAUCGCGUGUUGCUCGCUAGUCUUAUAUUUCAUGCCUCCGGAUUUGCCGAAAGAGAAAGGCAUGGGUGUUUUGCCAGUCACGAGCGGCGGUGGUGUUAAUGGUGACGGCAAUACUAGCGGUAGCGCGUACGGCGGCGGCGCCACGCCGAGAGGCGGCGGCUCCGGCGGCGACAAGCUGAACUAA